Molecule: messenger RNA, 1008 nt
Organism: Alternaria novae-zelandiae
Lineage: Eukaryota; Fungi; Ascomycota; Dothideomycetes; Pleosporales; Pleosporaceae
Exons: 1
Coding region: 1-1008 (335 amino acids)
Source: RefSeq, a predicted model, not a curated record
AUGACUUCCUCCGACGGCAUCCCACCCCCAGAAGUCCGCACCCGCAUCCUCAACAUGUCCUCGCGACGGGCCCUCAUAAGCAAUGAGCGCGGUACCAACCAUCUGAGCCACUACGACAGCACAGUAACCUACGACGACCACUACUGGUACAUCAAGCCGGGCAAAGACGAGAACGCCGGCCUCUACCUCAUCGUAAGCGCCUACACGGGCCGCGCCCUCUGGGCAAACCACCGCAACGGCGCAAACGGCGGAAACGGCGAGGUAGGCACCUGCGACCCGCCAGGUUCAUACCCAGACCAAUACUUCGACCUCGCACAGACCCAAGGCACGGGCGUGCGAAACAAGCAGUUCCGUCUGCACUCCCCUGCGGGAAAUGGCAAUGUCUUCUCGAGGACUCAUAGUAAGCCUGAACUAGGUUGUUUGUCGGACUCGGACAAGAUCUACGACGACCACUGGUUCACGUUCGAGAUGGAGCCGUUGAAGUUCGUCAGGAUCGACUAUGACGAGCAGCAUCCGGAGAUCCUCACGUCGCCCCGCCCCAAGGAAAUAGCCCAGCAAACAGCGAUGAACCAUUUGGAUAUUGAGACGACGCAGGAAGUGACGAUUAGCAAGGAGACGGAAAUCCAGUCGACCUUCACUUCGGAGGUUGGGCUUUCUGUCACGGCUUCGGUCGAGUUCAGUUGCGGGGUGCCGCUGAUUGCGGAGGGCAAGGUGGGCCUUAGUACGACGCUAGAUACGAGGAUGUCGUGGGGCACUACGAAUAUCACGAAGCAGAAGUGGGAGGCGAAGGUGGUGCUCAAGUGCCCGCCCAAGUCGGCUACGAUUUGCACGGCUUCGGUGGUGGAGACUAGGUUUCGCAUGCCGUUUGUGUCAUACUGGAAGACGGAGGAGGGGGGGAAGGAAGUGAAGCUCAAGGGCGUUUAUGAGGGGCAGAGUUGUGCUAGUUUGAGCACUGUGUCUUCGUAUGGCGACUACGUGGCCGAGAAGAAGAAGGCCGAGAACAAGUGA